This is a messenger RNA of Loxodonta africana (African savanna elephant), 792 nucleotides long. RefSeq names its product casein beta (gene CSN2). NCBI's taxonomy places the organism in Eukaryota, Metazoa, Chordata, Mammalia, Proboscidea, Elephantidae. Gene Ontology annotation, cellular component: extracellular region. The record is from RefSeq and is a predicted model, not a curated record. The transcript has 5 exons. Bases 1 to 792 code for a protein of 263 amino acids.
AUGAAGGUCUUCAUCCUUGCCUGCCUGGUGGCUUUUGCUCUUGGAAGAGAGACUGUAGAAAAUCUUUCAAGCAGUGAGAUAAGACAAUUUUAUUCAGAGCAAAAACCUGAGGGAGUUAAGCAUGAGGAACAGCAAAGAGAGGAUGAACAUCAGAAUAAAAUCCAGCCCCUUUUCCAGCCACAGCCUCUAGUCUAUCCUUUCGCUGAGCCCAUUCCUUAUACUGUCUUUCCACCAAACGCCAUUCCUCUUGCUCAGCCUAUUGUGGUGCUGCCUUUCCCUCAGCCUGAAGUAAAGCAACUCCCUGAAGCUAAAGAAAUCACCUUUCCUAGGCAAAAAUUGAUGUCCUUCCUUAAGUCUCCAGUAAUGCCCUUUUUUGACCCCCAGAUCCCAAAUCUUGGGACCGAUCUUGAAAAUCUGCACCUUCCUCUGCCUCUGCUCCAGCCCUUAAGACACCAGCUCCACCAGCCUCUUGCUCAGACUCCAGUGCUUCCUCUUCCUCUAUCCUUGCCCAAAGUCCUGCCCGUUCCCCAGCAGGUGAUACCCUAUCCCCAGAGAGGUAGACCCAUCCAAAACCUUCAACUGUACGAAGAGCCUCUACUUGACCCAACCCGUAAGAUCUACCCAGUGGCUCAACCACUUGCUCCAGUUUAUAACCCUGUUGCUUACAUGAUAGGUAUUCCCUGUUGCUCAACAUUGCUCACAUACUUGCACCAGAGCAGUAGGAGCCAGUAUCCCAUCCAGAAUAAACUGGGUUACUUAAUAGCAAUGCCAAAGAAAGUACGACCUACAUGA